UAAGCAAGAAAAUUCCUCUCUCUCUCUCUCUCUCUAGAGGGUUUUAUUGCUAGUCAUCUAACAAGAGUUGAAAGAAAUUAAGGAGUAGUGCAGGUAAGAGAGAAGAGAAAAAGUGGGAGAAUUGGAUGAGUUCCUUCUCCGAAAAUCAAAGAACAAUAUUACAUGUGAAUCAUCAGAUUUGGUUAACUCAGGAAAAACGUGGUUCAAAGAUCCAGCAGGCCGCAGAAACAACUUUUUCAGCCUUUUCUUUGUUGAGUGUAUUUAGGGGUUGAGAUUGGAGGUGGAGGAAAGCGCAGAAGAAACCCCAAUUUGGAAUGGGCGUAAGAAGAGUAGGUGGAUAGAAAUGACAUGGUCCAAUCAUGACCAAAAAUCUCUGCAAAUCAUCCCAACUUCUAUUACUACUACUGCUGUUGCCAAUUCCAAACCUCAUCAACUUACUACUCUAAUCUGCCCUUCAUGCGGCCACACCAUCAAACUCCAAGAUCAGAGCGGAAUUCAAGAUUUGCCGGGGCUACCAGCUGGGGUGAAGUUCGAUCCAUCUGAUCAAGAAAUUCUUGAGCACUUGGAGGCAAAAGUGCUCUCCGACACCCGCAAACUGCAUCCUCUUAUUGAUGAAUUCAUCCCCACAAUCGAUGGUGAAAAUGGGAUUUGCUACACUCAUCCGGAGAAGCUACCAGGAGUGAGCAAGGACGGCCAAGUGAGGCAUUUCUUCCAUAGGCCCUCAAAGGCAUACACUACCGGCACACGAAAACGGAGAAAGGUUCACACAGAUGCUGACGGUGGCGAAACAAGAUGGCACAAAACAGGCAAAACCCGGCCUGUUUCAGCAGCUGGAAACAUCAAAGGCUACAAAAAAAUACUUGUUCUCUACACAAACUACGGCCGACAACGGAAGCCCGAGAAGACUAAUUGGGUUAUGCACCAAUACCACCUAGGCGACAACGAGGAGGAGAAAGAUGGAGAACUUGUGGUCUCAAAAGUGUUCUACCAAACUCAGCCCAGACAAUGUGGCUCAUCAACCAUGAAAGACGCAAUCCUCAAUACCACCACUACUAGUAAAUCAAGAUCUUCAAGCAAGAGUAGUGAAAGCGGUUUCAUGAAGAACGCGAGUUUUGUAGAUUACUACAAUCCACCCUUCAUCUCUUACAACGUUGGGAGCCAAAAUAUGAUGAACAGGGACAGCCCACCUCCGCUGAUUCCCAAUAUGGUGGUUCAUGGUGAUGGAUCAUCCUUUAUUGGUCAAUUCCCUUCAAGUGGAAGCAAAGGCAAAUGAGCAAAUUAAUUAAUAGGUUUACAAACAUGAUACAUAUAUAUAUAUAUAUUAUAUAUACAUGUUAUGCUAGGGCGACAGCACUGAUGAGGAAUCUUGAGGCCGGGUGGUAGUUGAAAUAAGUUAAGAUUUACGAGGAUAAGAGAAAUUUAUGCAAUAAGCGGUAAGUAGUUAAUCUACUGAUCAGAACCCGUAAUUCAUAAGUGAUAUAUUAUUAGCUUAAUUAA
This is a messenger RNA of Sesamum indicum (sesame), 1497 nucleotides long. Its product is annotated as NAC domain-containing protein 73. The record is from RefSeq and is a predicted model, not a curated record. Gene Ontology annotation, molecular function: DNA-binding transcription factor activity; transcription cis-regulatory region binding. Gene Ontology annotation, biological process: regulation of DNA-templated transcription. Gene Ontology annotation, cellular component: nucleus. NCBI's taxonomy places the organism in Eukaryota, Viridiplantae, Streptophyta, Magnoliopsida, Lamiales, Pedaliaceae.